AUGUGGUUAGUUGCGAAAAACAGUUCCCUGCUGUCGCCUGAUCUGACGCUAAUCAUUUUGCAUAUUGCCUUAAGAAAUUUAAGGGUGUUGGGGUCCAUCGGGCCGAGAACCUCGAUACAUAUUGGCAAGAAUUCCAUCGAGGGGAGGGCGUUCCCAUAUUUUUUCAUUUUCUCGUCCGCUGCCCUGGCCGCGGCCAAACCGCAUUCUUUACUUGUCAGGUUUACGUAUCGUUCGGCGAGGGUGCCAGGGACCGUAACAUCCCACGCCAAACAUCCGUCGGCUCUCCAAGGUAUUAGUGUGCAUCCGUCCGGGCGCCUACCAUCAUGCGCAGAAAUGCCGGAUGGUUCCUUGAGAACCGGGAUUGAAGCCUUGGGGAAGAGCCGACAAAUCAUCAACAACAACUACAUCAACAACAACAGCAACAAAAACAACAUCAACAAAAACAUCAUUAGCAACAGCACCAACAACUACAACAACAACAUCAAUAACAGUUAA
Helobdella robusta is the source of this 495-nucleotide messenger RNA. RefSeq lists its product as hypothetical. The coding region runs from base 1 to 495 and encodes 164 amino acids. The transcript has 2 exons. Lineage: Eukaryota; Metazoa; Annelida; Clitellata; Rhynchobdellida; Glossiphoniidae. The record is from RefSeq and is a predicted model, not a curated record.